AUGCUUGAGCGUGUUCUGGAGGAGAAUCACGCCAACCACCACAUAUUCACUACAACCGAAGACCAUAAAGGUGUUUACUUUCAUAACCAUAUCGCACACCAUGAUAUCACUAUUUGGGCUCUUGGUGCCAGCCCAGAGACCAUUCGAUCACAACAUGAUCGUAACAGUCUAUAUCAGAGAGGCGCGAUGGAAGUUCAAAACACACUCGUUGAGGAUAUGACUGAACCGUCAGUCUUCAAGAGGUGUCUUGGCAGGGAAGAAAACUUUCUGAAUUUCUGUCUUUUCUUUGAGAAAGAGAUCGAUCGCAUUGGGUACCAAGCCGUAUUGCAAAGAUACCUUGUUGAUGGCAGUGCUAUGGCUGAUGAUAUCCUAUGCCGCAUUUAUAUGGGCUACGUACACGGUAUCAUCCAUAUCGGCAUGGCCCUAGAGUUCAAACAGGCUAGAUUGCUUGCAGAGGGUUUUGCUCAGGCAUGCGUCCAUCACGAUUGGUGGUAUACGGACUACCUCACGGAAGCGGAAAAGCUUUCCAAAAGACAAGUUGAGCCCCCGCUCCCAUUAAGUGCUUGUGUGGAUCUCGCUCGGGCGAACGAUAAGAUUCGCAAUUGUUCGAGCCCAUACUACCAUAUGCAAAAGAGAAAGAUUACUGGAGAAAUGUGCCUCGAUCUUGAGCCCGCUCGCGAUGGUGUGCUGAAGAACGCAGGUCCAGAUUUAAUUCGGGUUGCUGCGCGAUAUCGCGUCGACCCAAAUGACUUAGGGAGAGCAACUGCUGAACUUCAAAACACUGCGGUAUAUCUGACGGCCGGAGCUCAGCGCCCGCCGUACGUUUGCGCAUUUGACUUUUUUCUCUUGCACAGUGUAACAUCAAGUAUUGGUCACACAAUGUUCCUUGCAGAACCCUCGCUCACUCCCGAGCAAAAGGCUCGGCUCCUAGAAUACACUGGCCGAGUGUACUUGCUGUCGUAUGCUGGACAAGGGUGUCCGGAGAUCCGUCUUGACUGGUUGUCAUCGCAUCCAUCUCGAUUACCCAAUCAGGGUUGGGAUGAGGUAUUUGAUCGGGCGUGCUACCACGAGGACGACGGCCACAUGUGCAAGCUUAUUCGGUGCAUGGCCCACGCCCAGGACACCUCGAAGCCAUAUGAUCAUCUGCCCGAGUUUCGGGUCAAACAGUCUGUUUUCUUAACCGCAGGAAUUGCGGCUAUUGACUCCGGUAGCUCGCAGCCCAUGGAUGGAACAAAACAUUUUGAUUUCAUUCGUGGCGCUGGGUUCGCGGAGGCUUGGCAGAAAUUUCCUAAACGAGUUGGUAAUCCAGCUGGAAGACCCCACCUGUAG
This is a messenger RNA of Penicillium subrubescens, 1329 nucleotides long. RefSeq names its product questin oxidase family protein. The transcript has 4 exons. Gene Ontology annotation, molecular function: oxidoreductase activity. NCBI's taxonomy places the organism in Eukaryota, Fungi, Ascomycota, Eurotiomycetes, Eurotiales, Aspergillaceae. The record is from RefSeq and is a predicted model, not a curated record. The coding region runs from base 1 to 1329 and encodes 442 amino acids.